Plasmopara halstedii is the source of this 249-nucleotide messenger RNA. RefSeq lists its product as uncharacterized. The coding region runs from base 1 to 249 and encodes 82 amino acids. The record is from RefSeq and is a predicted model, not a curated record. Lineage: Eukaryota; Oomycota; Peronosporomycetes; Peronosporales; Peronosporaceae. The transcript has 2 exons.
AUGAUUCAAAGCGGGGCUGAAAAUCAAAACGGGGAUAAUACCAAGUUUACAAAUAAGCCACAUCUGUCUUCAUCAACGAAAGCCUCACGAAAAUUUUAUUUUAUCAGCGUGAAUUCAGGUAACCUGUUAGAAGAGAUGUUGAAUAAAUCCACGACACAUGGUUGCUCAGCGUCUGUAGCCCCGUUCAGUAUAUCGAUCAUGGAAAGUAACACCGAUGGAGAUAUUGAUGAGAGACUUAAAAAAGGAUAA